Messenger RNA from Fimicolochytrium jonesii, 549 nucleotides. RefSeq lists its product as uncharacterized. Gene Ontology annotation, cellular component: endoplasmic reticulum. The record is from RefSeq and is a predicted model, not a curated record. The transcript has 2 exons. The coding region runs from base 1 to 549 and encodes 182 amino acids. Lineage: Eukaryota; Fungi; Chytridiomycota; Chytridiomycetes; Spizellomycetales; Powellomycetaceae.
AUGCCCACGCUCCCGACCCUCCUCCACUUAUUCCACUGCCUGCACCUCCCCACCACCCUCCUCCUCUCCCUGCAGACGCUCCUCCCCGCCGCCUACACGCAUCUCAUCCCCCCCUUCGUGGCGUCAUCCCUGCAGUUCUGGUCGGACUUGUCCGGCGACCCGUUCCUGGUGCCCGUCGAGCAGCAGGUCGGGUGGGUGAAGACCGUGCUGGUGACCGAAUGUGUCGUCGUCGCGCCGUAUCUGAUUUGGGCGGUGAUGAAGGGAAAAGACGCUCUCGCCUGGCGCACCCCGACGUCUGCCACCACCUCCAGCACCUCGACCUACACCGCACACCCCCUGACCCUCGUGUACCUCUCCCACUCGGCGACCACCUCGCUCCUGCUGACCGCCGACCUUUUGCUCAACCCGGCGCACGCGUUCAAGGCCGGCCAGCGGUGGAUGGCUGUGGGCGCUUAUGCGCCGUUUGUGGUAGUGCCGGUGGCUUUUAUUGUUGCUUUGAGUAGAGGCGCGGGGAGGGAGCGGAGGGAGGGGAAGGUUAAGAGGGUGUAG